AUGGAAAAGUCCACUUUUCAAAAUGCCGCUUUCCAAUUCGCUUUAAACAACAGUCCAAGUUCGGUUUCGCUCAGUGCACUUUUGAAUGUCGCCGAAGCCAGUAAGUUGAUCUUUGACUUGUGGAAAUUGGAGUUGGUAGACUCAAGUUUCAUUACUUUUGAAUACUAUUGUUGGAAGGAAAUUUGAGUUUCCAAAAUUUGCAAAAGUUAUGAAGCAUGAGAAAAAAUAUAGAAAGUGUUACCUAAAAUAAUAUAAUUAACAUUUUUAAUGAAAAAUAGAAAUAUUAUGGUUAAAAAUGUAAAAUUUGUGAAUUUUAAGAUAACACGGAAAAGGAUUUAAAAAAUGUUUUGUUUUGAAUUAUGUUUGUUACCUAAAAUUUUUAUUUUGGAAAUUUUGAUUUUUAGGUGGAAACCUAUUUUAUACAACUUACUGACAGUUUUUUUUUAUUUGGAUUUUUUUUGAAAAAUUGUAUUUUAUUAAAUACUUUUCAGAUGCCAGAACUCCACAAAUCCCAGUAUCACUCCUCCCAAACUCGACAAACUUCAUAAGUGCGGCAUUACAGCAAGUUCAGAAUACUGAAGUCCAGUCACAAUCCUCGUCAUCUCACAGUUUUGAGCAUGUGUUCGCAAUGCCAAUGGGCUUGGCCCAGGCUUCAUUGGAUGCUACCACCUUGUUCUCACCUUCUUCCAGCCUAAAGUCAUCUUCUUUUGUAUCAAAAUCGUCAUCUUCUAAGGGCUGCAACUUUUGUGGAUCAAUGAAUGGCCAAACACAAAAGGAACUGGUGGAAUGUGAUGGAUGUCAUACUGUGGCGUACUGCAGUGAUCAGCAUAAGGUGGGUUUUCGGGGGUGGUUUCGAGGGUUGAAGUUUGGAAACGUACUUCAUUUUAAGUAUAACCAAACUUCUUUUUUUGUUUCUUUAUCUUGUUUAUGUACAAUAUGGUGCUCGAACUCUAAUUCUGAUCUCCUCGAGUACUCAAAAUUCCUACGAUAAAUUUAAUCUUAAUUUUUGGACUCUGUAGUUUUACAAAAAAAACGUCUGUUUUGAUGACACUUUAAUGACAUUUUAAUCUCGUUUAGUCUCGCCUUGUCUAUUCUGGGCGUGCUGAUUAGUUUAAGUGCUAAAAUCUUUGUAUCUUCUAGUCGGAAGUCGAAAAAUCUUCCAAAAUGCACGUUUCGUUCUUAUUUUUAGUUUAUCUCUAUUUUGGCAGCGAAAUAAAAAGAUUCGCUUUUCAAAACAAAAACAGAUGUUGGUUAUGCUGGUUUAGGGGUUGGACAAUUAUGUUGAAGGUUAUGGUAUAAAAGGGGGAUCCGUUUUUAUAAAAGAAUGAUUUUUUUGCUUUUUAGUUGUAUCAUAAGGUAAUAAUGGUACAUAUGUAAUUUGAUACUCUGAUAGCUUGAGGUAUAAGUAUCGUCGUCAAUAUGAAUUGAUUUGCACUUUAAUAAGCGACGAAACUUUAUUGAUACUUUAGUACAUUAAGGUGUUAUAGUUGUUGAUCGAUUCUUAAGGGGCUUCAGUAGUCAAAAUCUUUUAACAACUUUUGCCACAGUAUAAUGUAACCUUAUUUAUCUAUGUUACACUAUGCUGAAACCUUAUACAAUAGCAUAGACACAACGUAAGCUCUGCUUGUCUAUCACAGCUCAAACUUGUUAUUGUGAAGCCGUGAAGGCUCCUAUUAAAGCAUACUGUAAUGACUACAAAAAAUUAGUGUAACAUUCCAAAACCUAAUUGGUCGAAGAAUGUGUUUACCGUAGCUUGCAGCUGGAAUGUGUUUACCGUAGCUACACGAUCUCACGUAGCCAAUUUUUUUGCUGAUUACGUGCAGAUCGUGUAGAACAAUAUGAUUUGCACUUUUAAUCCGUUAGAGAAGAAUUCAGAAGGAGAUUCGGUCUCUUGUUCAUGAUACAUUGUAACAAUCAAUCACGUGACUGGUGAUAUCUUACAUUUGGGUACGGGUUUGUGGUAGCUUGGAUUGUAUUAUGAUUGAGAAGUUAUUUUAAAGCUGAUGAGUUAAUUUGACUCAUAAUUUCUGAGUUUUGAUAAGCGUUCAAGUUUUUUUUUUAUUAGUGUUGUCAUUCGAAAAAUUUAUGUGCCCUUUGAAUGAGAUUUCUGUUAUACUAAAGUCAAGGUACCACAAGUCAGGUGUGGAAAAGAUAUCACAAAUUUAUAUAAAAAUCUCAGAUAACAUCAGUCACGUUAUUGAUUGUUACAAUGUAUCAUGAACAAGGAACUGAAUUGCUGUUUGACCUUAUCGCGCUUGAAACGGAUUACAAGUGUAAAUGUUUUGUUUCACACGUUUGCAACAUAAAAUAUGGUUAAUACAAUAUACGGUAAACAACAAGGGCUUUUUUUACUGUGAUUACCAACAUUCGUUAAUUUGAUAUUUGGUUAUUAAAAGUGGGUCUUGCUUAUGCUGCAGUAUAAUGUGGCUUUAUCUAUCCAUGCUACAUGCUGAAACCUUAUACAGUAGGAUAAACACAACAUAAUGUCUACUUGUCUAGGAUUGCUCAAACUUGUUAUUGUGAAGCGAUUAAGGCCUCUGGCGAAGCAUACUGUAAUGAAUAAAAAAAAUUAGUGUAACAUUCGAAAGUUUGAUCAAGAGUUUUUAAACAUUGGUUUUUUGGGGGGGGGGGGUUGUUUGGGGUCCACAGGUAGUUUGUGGACCUUUUUUCGGUAUCCACCCUUUCCCCCCCCUCCCCUCCCCCCCAAAAGAAAAUUCGUAGCGACCUGUAUGUAUCAUAUUUUCUUGGUCUUUUUUAUUAUUUUCUUUUGUUUUUGAAUUAGUUUUACUAUUUUUUUGUACUUUUUAUACACUUUUUAAUUUUUUUAUGAUCUUCUUGCAGUUUAUAAGCUUGUGUUAUCUUUUGACAUUUUAUGAAUUCUUGUGUUGUCUUUUUACAUUUUAUGAAAUUUGUUGGCAUCUUGUAAAAUUUUAUGAAAUUGUUCUUUGUUCGGCUUCUUUUGACAUUUUUUAAAACUUUUUUGUCAUAUUUUAAGAUUAAUAAUCAUUUCUUCCAUACCUCUUCAAAAUCCACCCUCCCUCUCCUUAUCACCUCCUCAAACUCAAUCAUCUCUUCCACCUUGAUUGUUGAUUCAUCGGCUGCAGGAGACAAAGUGUUGACUAGAUAUUAUUUGUUUGUGUUUUUCUCCAUUUCGACUGCUCACAAUUCCGUUCGAAUUUGCACGUAUACUUCAGCUUUUCCGCGUGCACUCUUUCGUCGCACUGUUCGUUUCUUUGCCAGCCUCCCGAUUACAUUCGCUUCCCCCCUUACUGCUUUCUCAUUUUUCUCAUAUUUUCGGGAGGAAAAACGGAGGAAUCAUUCGUCUUCAGGCGGAUUCAUAAUGGACUUUCCGGAGGGUUUGUUUGGGUUAGAUCAUGCUGGGGGAUAAGGUGAUGGACAUAUGAUUAUUAAGUUAUGAGGGAUACGAUGAGAAAGGUUGUUACGGUGGGAUAAGAUGUGAAAGGCUAGGGAGGGUUGAAUUGAGGAAGGCUAAGGAAGAAUGAGAUGAAGAAGGCUAGUCAGGUAUGACAUGGUGGUGUUAUAAUUGUUUUCUUUAACAGUUAGGAAUGUUUAAAAGCUAGAUUGUCUGAGAAUAUUGGAGAUGUUAAGGUACAUAAAGAGUGGUUUUGAGUUUUAAAAUAGCCAAAGGGAGCUUAAAAGAAGUUACAGUAGAAAAAUACGCGAAGAAAAGACUAUGAAGGCAUUACAGUAGUUAAAGAAGUCUAUACAGACUUUACAGUAGUUGAAAAAAGCAAUAUAAAAUUUACAGUAGUUAAAGAAGGCUAUAGAGACUUCAAGAAGACUAUAAAUCUUACAGUAAUUAUAGAAGGUGUUAAACAUGUUAGAGUUGUGUGAUUAAUUAAUAUUGGGGUUUUAAAGUAUGUUCAUCAUUUAUAUUUUCACUUUUUAUUGUAGCCUUGGACGUUUCAAACGUGUCGUAUAUAGUUAUCGUAGCUUUUGACGAUAACCACAUACGACGAUACGUUUGACUACAUAUUGUAAUAGAGAUAAAUGGACGGUGAAAUUUCGGGUUUAUGGCUGUUGUUGCUAUAUUAUUGAUACUACUCUUCUUUUGCUUUAUCAUACUUUUAUUAUUGUAAUAAUAUUUCUUUUUUACUGUAGUAAUAUUAUACUUAUUUUUUAAUGGUUAGUACUACUUUCUGUAUGGUUUUACUGUCUUAAUACCGCUUAUUUUUGUUUUUACUACUUUAAAGCCAAUUUAAUUUAAAUUUUUCGCACUUUUUUCGAGAAAAGAUUUUACAACCUUCAAACUAUUUCUAACAUCAAUGUAAAACCAGCUAAUUUAUAAUAAUAUGAUUAAAAAUAACAGUGUUAUAACAAGAUCAUCCCACCGUAAAAUUGGAAAUAAUAGUCUUGCUUACGAAACAAAGUUAAUAGGUAAACAAUGUUUGGUUUCGUAUUCGCUUCUGUCUAAAAUCAUUUUAAUUAUUGUUUUGUUCAUUUGAGAAAUUAAAGGAGUAACUAGGCUUAUAUGGGGUAUUAAAUAGUGAAUAUGAUCUUUAUAUAGAGUUUAGGGGUGAACAGGGAUCUUGCUACAGACUUUUUUGGAGAAGGUUUGGAUUUACUCCACAUUUACUACUUCUUCCUUCUAGCUGUGGCUUUGGGGGACCCUGGGGGUUGUAGUUAGGGAAAACAUGUAGUGAUUUGAAAGGUGAAUGUAGUUUUUAUAAGAUAAUUAAAUUCUGAAUCUAGUCUUUUUGUUACUAAACAAGUAAGGUAUAAUAGUUUUUAUAGGAUAAAAACGAAUAACUAGGGACAUUUGUAGUUUAAUCUGUGUUUAUAUGUGAAUAUAAUAUUAAGUUUUCAAUUUAUUUUUGAAAUUCAGCUGGCAUUAAAGAAAGUUCAAGAGUUUGAAAAAGGGUUUUAAAGAAAGCAUUCAAAUUUAAAAUGAACCGCUUAAAAACAGAUUUUUUAGAAUAUUAUAUAGUUUUAAAAAUUUUUUGAACUUUUGAAAAAUAUUACAAUUAAAAAAUUUUUUUUUUAAUUUUUGGCAAAUUUAAACUUUUUAAAUUCUUAUAUCUUGAUGACGUUUUGAAGCUUAAAAAUACUGAAAAUGUAAGCCCACAAAACAUAAAAAAGCUGUUUUCAUGAUUUAUUGCCUGUUAUCUUUACUGUUUUCUCAGGCUGAGGAUAGGUUAUCAGUAUGGAGAGAUGCGUGUUUUCCAACAAUAUACAUGUCUUUUCUGAAAUUUGUCAAUUGUAAAGCGGUUGGUCGCCUCUACUUUUCAUAACUCACGUUUUUUAUUUGGUAAUGAUGUUCAGAAUGUUAGAAUAUUGGGUUGUUCAAAUAAUUAUGUGCUCUCUCUGAAAGCGAAUUUUUGGGAUUAGAGGGCACAGAAUUAUUUGAACAUUUUAUUAAAUGUUCAAUAUAAGCCUAAUUUUAACCAAAUUUCCAAAAAUCGAAUGUCUUUUAAACUCAUGACAUUACAAAAGUUUUGGCGUUUUUAAACUUGGAAAACAAUGUAAAUUGCCGACAAGACUUUUUCUCCAUAUUCUAGUAACCUUUUUGCUCAAAUUUGACCUUGUUUUUGACUUUUCUAAUCGAAAUUUGGCAAAAUCUACCUAAAAAUCAAUUGGGGAACAAAUAUCACGUAAAAUAUGCAAAUUACUGCCCAAGUUGUUGUUGUUUUGACGCAAAUCUUAUUUUUUUCGAUUUUUUUACAUUUUUUGAAAGAUUUCGCAAUUUUCAUCAAAACUUUCACCGCUUUUUUGUGGUGAAAUUUGGGGGGAUUUACAUGCGGUGGAGAAGCUUACAUGACAUUCGCGACUUUGCGUUCUCUCUCUUCGACGAGUUGUCUUUGAAGUUUGUGGUCGAUUUGUGUUCGUCACGAGCUUGGGAAUUUGAAUAAAACGUUUGGAGUGGUCUUACCUUUCGAGAUCGACUAUUUUGUUCAUUUUGCGGGUGGAUUCUCUACGGAAUAUACGAUUUAUUCUGGCAUUUUGUGACGGUUUGGGCUGUGAUUUGAUUGGAAAUUGUAGUGGUCAAUAGAAAUUGUCAUAUUUUCUUGGCGAAGACUCAAAUUUUUGGUUGUAUACUGGUCUAAAGCCUCUUAUCAUCACUGUCUUGAACUUAAUCAUCUACUUUUUUGGCCUUUACCAGCUCCUUUCUUCAUCUUUAUCAUUGGAUCUGACAAAAACCGACCCAAUCUCGGUGGUUUUUUGAUGCUUUUAUAUACCAAACCCUGUCGUGCCACAAAACUAACUGUCUAAAGUCCAGAUCUAAAUGUUGAAUUAUUGCAGAAAUUCGAUUGGAAACGUCACAAACCGAUUUGUCGCACCACCAGGAUGAAGGUCGCGCAACAUAUUGUGAAUGAGCCCAUGGACACCACCGUCAGCCAAAACUCGCUUCAUUCUAUGUCGGCCAGCUGCUCCAGCUCCGGUAAGGGGUUUCAAAUUGAAAUUUUUUAAAUUUGAAGUUUUUGGAAAUUUGAAAGUGGAAAUUUUGAAAAAUUUGUUUUUAGGUAUUAAAUUUUCUUUUUUGAAGACAUUGAAAUUUUGAUGCAAAAUGAAUGGCGCAUCUGAUAAUAAACUUUUUUAUACUUUUUAAACUGCCAGAACUUAUUAAAAUACUCUUUUUGAUUAAACACAGAUAAUUUAAAACACUUUUCCACAUAAAAUGAGUAAGCUUACGAGCAGGGAAUGCCUCUUUUAUGGAGGUUACGUGACUAUCGUUGCAAAACCCGACUUUCAAAGUUAUUUAUCUUUUUUCAUUUUCUCAUUUGUGAGGUUACGGUACUUCGAAGGGACAAAUUGGCUUAAACUAAAACGUUUCAACAAGAUAAAAUAUCAUGUUAACAAUGUGGUUUGAAAUUUUUUUUUAAUUUUGAAUGGUUAUAGGAUGGUUUUAGGGGUUUUUUUAAAGGUUUUUGGCGGUAGAUAAGAAAUAUUGUAGUAGGUAGGGGUAUAUUGGUUUAGUUAAGAAUAUAUUGCUAUUUUUAAGGAUACAUUGUAGUAGGCAAGAGUAUAUUAUAUUAGUUAAGGGUAUAUUGUAGUAGGCGUUUUUGAAAAAUGACUUUGAAGUAUCGAAAAAAUUUUAAAAUUAAAAAAUAUUGAUCGUAAUAUAAAAUACCAAAAAUCACUUGACAUUUCAAAAUUUUGAGUACAAUGUAAACAAAAAAACAGCAAAAAACAAUAAAACGUCAUCUUUUUCAGGAUUCUCGGAUGUGUCGUGCAGCUCGAACGGCUUCGGUCAAGAACGUUUGAUCGAGACGGACGAUCCAGACAUCAACAUAAUCGAGACCGAGUCCUCGCCACGCAAAGUUCAGAAGCGCCGAAUGAGCGACGAAAGCCCGCUGAACCCGCAAGGCAAACCCUACAAGGAUCAUUCCAAGAACUUGUUGUUCAAGACGACUCUCCAGGAUCAUAUGAAGUCGCUGGCGUCGUCGGGCUUGGCUUUGAACAAGCACAAGGCUAUUGCUUUUAGGCUUAGAGUGGGUUUUUUGGUUUUUUAAAAUUUUUUUAUGUUGUUUUUUCCCAAAAAAUUACUUUUUGUGAUUUCAGUACAUUGCCGAGCAUGUAAUACGAUCUCUGAACGAAUACGGAUGGGCGGUUGUAGAUAAUUUCAUGGGGAAAACUCAUUGUCAAUACACAUACAAGGAGAUUGAGCAGCUGUACAAUCGAGGGUUGUUCAAGGAAGGCCAGCUGAUGGAAGACAAGGAUGAGCCACAAGUCAAUACUAAGGAUAUUCGAAGUGAUAAGGUGAGAUUUUUUUAAAUUUCAAUCUGAUUUUGGGGAUUUAAAAUAGUUUUGUUGAAUUUUUGAUGAUUCUUGGCUUUUUUAGUUAAUUUUGGGGCAUUUUAGGGAUGUUAUUGUGGGUUUAAAGAGGUUUUUGAUAGUUUAUAUGGACUUUAAUUUACUUGUUUUGAAUGAUCUAAAUUAUAAACUUACUAAUUAUAUUAUUGUAGAUCUACUGGUUUGACUCUUCCGAGAACAAGGCUCGAGAUGCCGUAACAAUCCGCUUACUGGUCUCAAUGAUUGACUCUGUCAUUGUCCACUUCCAGAACCGUAUUCCUCCAUAUCAAAUCGCGGGUAGAUCGAGAGCCAUGAUCGCAUGCUAUCCGGGGAAUGGCACUCGAUACGUAAAACAUGUAGAUAACCCAAUAAAGGACGGAAGAUGUAUCACAUCGAUUUACUAUUGCAACGACGACUGGGUACUGUCAGAUCACGGUGGAACGUUGAGAUUGUAUCCGGAAACAUCGAGAGUACCAAUGGAUAUCGACCCUCAAGGCGAUCGACUGGUAUUCUUUUGGUCGGACAGAAGGAAUCCACAUGAAGUGUUGCCUGUGUUUAGACAUAGGUAAGGGUUUUGAUGGUUGGGUAGGGGUGUUUUAGAGUUUUUAGGAAGUUUUUAAUUUUCUGCGAAAUUGAUACCUAAAAAGCAAAUUUUUAAGUUUUUGAGGGUUUUUAGUUAAUUUUUUUGAAACUUUGUUUUUUAAAUGUGCUGGUUUUUAGGUAUGCGGUAACGAUCUGGUACUUUGAUCAAAAUGAAAAACAAAAGGCCAAAGAACGUCAGCGAUUGGAAGAGAAAGAACAGGCUGAAGCAGCAAUGGGCAUCAACUCAGCACAGAGAAGUAAGAUUUUUGUUUUUUAGGUAUAGUAAGGUGAUAUACUGUGAUUAUGGUACCUAUUAUCACAUUUUUUAAAUUUGGAUUUUGAAUUUGAAAAACACUUGAUUUUUUACAAAUUCUUGACUUUUCAGCAUCACCACCUCGUACAGACGCUAUGGACACCUCUAACUAUCCACCCAAGUAUCGUAUGAAAACCUCUUUCGAUGACGACGAGGACCAGGAUGAUGUUCACCCUGCCCAACCCGCUAGCAAAAAGUACAUACCCGAUUUUGAAGUCUAG
Bursaphelenchus okinawaensis is the source of this 8868-nucleotide messenger RNA. NCBI's taxonomy places the organism in Eukaryota, Metazoa, Nematoda, Chromadorea, Rhabditida, Aphelenchoididae. The record is from the annotation of a GenBank genome assembly.